Sycon ciliatum is the source of this 4385-nucleotide messenger RNA. RefSeq names its product filaggrin-like. NCBI's taxonomy places the organism in Eukaryota, Metazoa, Porifera, Calcarea, Leucosolenida, Sycettidae. The transcript is spliced from 5 exons. The record is from RefSeq and is a predicted model, not a curated record. Bases 209 to 3742 code for a protein of 1177 amino acids. Gene Ontology annotation, molecular function: metal ion binding.
CGAUCAUUUCGACAAUCAAUUUCAAAGCCAAUCCAACUGCAAAGUUGCUUGUCUUUAGAGCUACAGCCAGAGAAAGCUCUUCAUCAUCCAAUGUCUUCUGUUGAAUUUCAAUAAUGCUUCUCUUAGCCUGUAGGUUUGCUUGUGCUCAGUGGUACUGAACAACUAGCUUCAUGAGAGUGAUUUGAACUUGAGAUUGAACGAAUUUUCCAUGUCUGGCAGAAGAAAAGUAACUCUCCAUGGUGGGAAUACUAUCAUCGAGGCGAAUAAGCCCCCUAAGGGAACGGUAUUUUCCAGACUAGGAUCAGAGCGCAGUGGUGACUCAUCGCGCAAGGUGCGCCAUGCAUCCCCGACUCGUCGGAAGCCAUCGGUUGUGUCUGUGCCAGAUCUAGAGCCAUGUCGCAUGUGGGAAAAGACCGGCGACUGUCCAUAUGGCAGCAACUGCAAGAAUGCUCACCCCGAGAAGAAGGGAACCUACUCUUCCUCGUCCUCCUCUGAUGCCCAUGGUAGCAAGGAUCGAAUGAUCAACAUCGAUGCUCCUUCGUCGUCGUCUGUUGACACGCCCUGGCACAAAAAGCCCACCACCAGGACUAUAUCCAACGACGAGGCAACACACCAUCGGUCGCUAUCGUCCAGGGGACACUCUCCUGCCGCCUCGCACAAACGUAAGCGCUAUGCACCUGGUGGCGACGAGGCCCUGGAGCGCUCCGAGUCCAGCAGCAGGAGAAACCCUGCGGAGGCCAAGGGCGGCGGCGGCAGCAGCAGCAGGCCAAGUCAUGAUGAGUACCCGGCUGCCAAGCGCAGGCGGCAUACGAGCUAUGAUGACCGUGGUGAUGCUGGUGCCGAUGUUGGUCGCGGUGCCAGUGCAGAUACGGCGAGCAAGCGACUUAGUACGGACAGUGCCAAGCCAUCUAAACGAGAGCAUCAAGAACACUCUGACCAUCAGUAUAAAGCCGAGCGCUUUGAGCGGACAAUCUCGACCAAAUCGCACCAUUCUGAAGAGUCUGCAGGCAGCAGCAGCAGCAGCCGGGUACGUUCGUCUUCCAGCCAUCACACUGGCAGCAGCAGCACAAGUACCAGCUCAGCCCAUCAUUCUCAUGCCAGUGGUCGCCGUGUGUCGCGCACGAGUGACGCUGCUGACCCUCACGACGCUAACUUUGCCACGGGUCAUUCGUCGCGCACAUCCUCGUCCCACUCUUCUCGCCACACACACGCUGCACCGGGCUCUGCAACAACUAGUAGUGGCAGCAGUGGUGGUGGUGGUGGUGGUGGUGUCGGUGUGCAUUCUCGACACCAUGCAUCAUCAUCUAGCAGCCGCCAUGACAGCCACGUUGACCUUUCUUCUCACCAUGCCGCUGCUUCGGACAAGUCAGCUUCUUCACAUCGGUCAUCCUCGAGCAGGGGCACACAUCACCAUGAACAUGGCGAUCGUGAUCGAGGCCGCAAUGUGUCCGAGAUCUCCGACCGUGACCGCCAGCAGUUGUCAUCCAAGCACGCCAGGUCACCAGAAGGGCACCACAGGAGCCGGUCAGGCGGCGAUCGGAGUGAUCGGCGUUUGCACGAUCACGGCCACACUGCUGCUGGCAGUAGCAGCAGCAGCAGGCAUCACGGCAAGACGCAUGCUGACUUGGCGCAUGAUCGGCAUCAGCUUGUACACGGCAGUGGUGCCAUGCACCACGAUACACCCUCACCUCGCAUCAGAACAGCUGGAAGUCAGCAGCCACACCAACAGCAGCAGCAGGCUCACGGUAAGGAACGCAGUAGGGUAGACAAGCGGCCGGAUCGCCACUCAAGGGAGUCGUCUUCAUCUCGCUCCUCUGCCACGCGACCGCCACGCUCGGAUUCUGCAGGAGCAAGGUCUCAUCACCAACAGCACAGCAGAAGUGGCAGCAGCAGCGGUGGUGGCAGUAGAGCUGGCAAGGACAAGCAUCAUCAUGAGCCCUUAGACACUGAUCUUGAAUCUCGUUCGAUUGCAGGCAGAGGAGAGCGUCUGCUACCGCCAGCUAGCAGCAGUAAUCGAAGCAGGACCGGUGACCGUCAUGAGCCAAUCAAUUUGGAUGCAGAUGGUGCGGAUAGAGACUUGCCCAGCCAAGCCGAAUCUGUUGCUGCAACCAGUGCUACCGCCGGCGUUUCUGUAUCCGGGGCCGAGAGUGAUGUUGACAGGGAGCGGAGGCUUGGCUUUGGUCCGGGGCAGCUAGCAGGUUCAGCAGAAGCAGGAGAUAGCAAUUAUGGUGAUGGCCAGGAGGAGGAGGGCGGUUCCCGACAGCGCAGUGAAAUGGAGGAUAUUGGCUACGAUUUGAGCGAAAGCGAAAGUGAUGAUGGUGAGGGAUUUGCUCAACCGCUGGAGGGCUUUGAAACUGAGGAUGCAGAGGGCAUAGAAGGUGAUCUUGAAGUGAUGGAUGAGGUAGACGAUGGCACUGAUGGUGACAAUGAUGACCAUGACGCCAGUGACAGCGAUGAUAACGACAGUGACGGGGGUAGCGACGAUGACCUACCAGGUAACGAGGCACCUAUGGGUGUAGCACCGAGCAGCUCUUCAGAAUCGUUUGGCCGCAAGCGCAUGCUCAAGGCUGUACUUGUGAAGAAGUUGACGCAGACCGAGGUUCGACAACUGGUGUCCAGCAGGGCCGGUACAUCAGGUGAUCGCAUGGCCGCUGAUAGAGAGCUAGGUGACGACUUCUCAGAGGGCUCCUGGUCCCCCAUGCAGCAAGCUGAAUCAGAGAUGACUCGCGACGAUGACCAUGAAGGUGAAGAAAGUAUGGGCGAAGGAAGUGAUAACGAUGAUGAUGGUGAGCAUCCCGUGUACUCCUUGUACCAAUCAUGGUGCAGUGAGGACGAAGAUGAGGAAUUCCUUGCGCUAUUGCAUGCUGCAGGUCCUGUCGACGAGCAGCCCAAAUCUGCUGCACCAGGGGUUCAAUCUCUGCUCAUCUUGCCGUCGGCAGCUGCAGUUACCGGUUUGGAUAGUGGUGCAAUGCCCGGCGGUGCUGCAGCUGCUGCUGCUACUGUUGGGAAGGAUGCUGGUGUUCGCGCUGCUGCUGCUCUGUAUGAAGAUAUGGAUGCUAUGAGCGAUGAUGACGACUUGAAUGAAAUCCUUCGUGCUGAGAGCUGCGCCGGUGACGAUACUGCGAAGGCGGACGAAGAUGCAUCAACGGAGAAUGACAUCCCCACAACCGGCGCCUCGGUGGAGGACAUUGACUGGUCCGUCUUGGCUCAAGAACAGCAGAAACAGGCUGCUGCUCUUGCCACCAUGGCAGCUGCGGCAGCAGAGACAGAAGCCCCGGAUGUUUCACCUGAACAGUGCCUGGAGAAGUUUACGGCCAAGAGUAUUUUUGAGAGCUGUGGCUUGUCUUUACAGCUCGUUGGUGAGGAGUUGUUGAGCAGUGUGAGAACAUUACUCCCCGAUGCCAGUCAGCUGGACGUUCAGCAGAUGUCCCAAACUCCCAGCUGUGGCGCUUUGGUGCAGAGUCACUUUCAGCGUGCAGCUGACCGGAGUUUUGACAGCAUCCUGAAGUGCAUGAAGGGCCACGCGCUGACGGCUAGAAAAGACCUGGCAAUCCGACAGCAGCUGAAAAAUGCCGACGAUGAUUGCAAGGUGAUCCUGAGCCAGACGGCGUCAGCUAUUCCCGGUGAUGGCGCGUACCUGCGGCCGAGUCUAGAGCUGUACCAUCGGCGCUCCGUGCUGACCACUGCGGGCAAUCAGCCCAGGAUACUUGCCUCCGCUGUUGGCUCUGUCUUAGCGACUUGAAUGCCACGCGCUGCCGUGUGCUGGCGGCGUGCUUACAAUGCUUUGUGUUGUCUCGUCUUCUUCUUGCAACUAGCUCCUAUUUACGUGUAUACUCGUUCGUUGCAAGUACCUACCGGUAGUAGCCGUGGUAUCUUAUUGUUGCUUCCUUGUGCAGGCACAAUGACUUUAGGUGUUGCAUAUAUGCAUGCACUACAUACACUACAUGUACAUCAUCAUUAUUGAUCAGUAUCCUUAUCAUGAACUCUUGAAAAAUCAUUUUCUAGGCUAUCGAUCUAAUUUGCUUGGAAAUUUGCAAUACUGCCAUGAAAAUCAUGCUGCUUUCUUUUCACAAAACACGCCAUGAAACACACAACAUUGUUUCAUUGCAGAUGUACUUAUGAUAACUACAGUACAUUGUAUAUUGUAUUGUUUAUGCUAACAAGUUAGUAGGAUUUUCCCAUGACGUGUACCCUGUCUGUGUAGUACUAGUAAUACAGAUUGAGCUUUCACAAUGUGACGCGAAUACUUCCACUUCACUUUAGAAGUACAUGGCUGUAAUCUGUCGUUCUGCUACCUUUGUGGCAUGGCUCUGCCUCUUGUCUUGUCACUCUUCAUAACGGCAAUUAUUUGACAAUGCGGCAAGUGUUCCACCACUUGGCAUGUA